CCGGAUGUAUUUGGGAAAGACGUUUUUAAUUUCGACUCCAAAAAGCCGGAUACCGAUGACCCUCCACAGCGUAAUAGGCGACCGGUUCGAGCUCUUCAGUUCUCAAUAAUAGGUUAAUACUCAUAAAUUUAUCGGUCCAAUCGACUGGGAUCGGUAAUCCCGAGCGAACAGGAUCUCGAGAUGAAAUACAUUGAGUAAAAGCUUCAUUAAUACGAAGAAAGGGGUGAAGAGGCGAGGAGGAAAGGGAUCGUGAAAGAAAGGGGAUCGCGGUGAACGAUGACGAUUUUCGCGUGGUGGUGCUGCCUGGUAAAGAUAUACGCGGGAGAGAGAAACUCUGCGUAGACAGAGCGGAGAGGAAGAGACUGAACGGAGGAGCGCGCGCGCGGCUACUUGAAAGUCGCAGGAGAGCAUACCCCGUGGUGGCACGAGCUCAGUGCAAGUCUACACUCCAUCGAGUUCGGUCUCUACCAUCGGUAGGAGGCGCGGUGAAGGAACUCAGUUUCGUUUACAAACCGGCGUUUACCGAUCAUCGAAAAAGGAAGCAAUUAAUUCAAGAUCGAACAACUCGUUAAACGGGUACGAGAAGUAAUCGAAGAAUCGGUGAAAUCGGUAAAAGAUCGGUAAGAAAAAAGCGUCGAUUUAUCGUGAAUUACCUGCGAAUCACAUCGGCCAGGUCUCGGCCGGUUGGAGCAACCGAUUUUCGGCAGAGCACGCGCGAUCGGUAUCGUUCCUGCACCGAGUAUUUGCCGAAAUUUGUGUGAUUCAACGAGUGUCGAUUAACAUGGCGAAUCGUGCAAAGACGUGCAGGUGAUAUUCCCCAGUUUUCCGAACUGUCGGUGUGCUUUUUUUUCUAUUACCGAUCGUUACCGAACUCGUGCAUUUGCUGAUCGAGGAAUCUGGGAAUUUUAAUUCAACCUUUCACACACCACUUUCGAUCCAACGACAAGAUGUGGUGUAGACUCACGUGCGUCGACGAGUUCCUCAAUCGCAGCUUCUACAAACUCGGCCUCGUAGUCGGACGACAUCCCGGCUAUUUUCUCAUCAUUCCAGUCCUCUUAGCGUGCAUUUGCAUUACCGGAUAUCAGAGAAUUCAUUAUGAAAUUGAUCCCGAAUAUCUCUUCUCGCCGAUCAACGGACCAGGCAAAACCGAACGUGCCAUCGCCGAGGAACACUUCAAAGUCAAUUACAGCUAUUAUUUCAAUGUCGGCAGAAUCACGAGGCCAGGUCGAUUCGGUCACGUAAUCGUGAUACCGAAGGAUGGCGACAAGAACAUGCUACGAACUGCCAUCUGGGAGGAACUGAAACUCCUGGACGAGAUCAUUAGAAACGCCACGGCGACUUAUGAGGGCGAGAGCUUCACUUACGAGAAAGUUUGUGCUCGAUGGUUCGGCGAGUGUUUUUUGAAUGACAUUCUCAAUCUGCAUCAUGUCAUCGAUGAGGUUGAGAGUCGAGAACUGAAUUUGACGUUUCCGGUAAUGUUGAAUCCGGUAACGUGGGAUGCGCACUUGUUUCCGGUUUAUUUUGGCGGGAGUGUGAUAACCGAGGAUCUGACGAUCGACACGGUGCCCGCGGUCCAAUUGGCUUACUUCAUAGCAGCGGACAACAAGCGCCAAGAUGCCAUUGGCGCUGCUUGGGAAGAAGCGUUCCUCAAUAACGUUGGAAAAGCCGAGGACGAAGGACUUUUUCAACACAUAAGUACAGCGAGGUUCGCUUCGAGGACUCUCGAGCUCGAACUCGAGGCUAAUACGAAAACCGUCGUGCCUUACUUUUCAAGUACCUUUGCGAUAAUGGGAAUAUUCUCGAUCGUCACUUGUAUGAUGACCGACUGGGUCCGCAGCAAACCGUGGCUCGGACUUCUCGGCAAUGUUUCGGCUGGGCUGGCGACCGUCUCAGCUUUCGGACUCUGCAUGUACCUUGGCGUCGAUUUUAUCGGCCUCAAUCUCGCUGCUCCCUUCCUCAUGAUUGGAAUCGGGAUCGACGAUACUUUUGUCAUGCUCGCUGCGUGGCGACGAACGAACAUAAUGAAACUCGUGCCUGAGAGGAUGGCAGUCACGUUGAGCGAAGCUGCGGUUUCGAUAACGAUAACGUCAUUAACUGACAUGAUAUCCUUCUUCAUUGGCAUCAUUUCACCGUUUCCUUCCGUCCAAAUAUUCUGCAUAUAUUCAGGAUUCGCUGUCGUUUUCACAUUCCUAUUCCAUUUGACUUUCUUCAGCGCCUGCGUGGCCAUAAGCGGUUACUGUGAGCAAAGUAAUCGUCACAGUGUCGUUUGCUGCAAAGUUCAACCGCUCUCGAAGUCCGCUCAUCGAUCAUGGUUGUAUCGAGUUUUGUGCACCGGUGGAGUGGAUCCGGACGAUCCAACGAAUCCAGUUGACAAUCCCGAGCACGGUUGCAUGACAUGGUUCCGCGAUUAUUUGGCAGCGGCCUUGAAUUGUCGUUCCGUGAAGUGUCUCGUCAUUCUGGUUUUCGGACUUUAUUUGACAGGAGCAAUGUACGGUCUUACAACUCUCCAGGAAGGUCUUGACAGACGCAAAUUGUCGAAGGAGGAUUCCUACUCGAUCACUUUUUACGAUCGCGAAGAUUUUUAUUUUCGCGAAUUCCCAUACAGGAUCCAGGUGAUCGUCAGUGGGCAAUACGACUACAGCGACCCUUUGAUCCAAGAGCAAAUGGAGAAUUUAACAUCGAGUUUGGAGUCAACGGUGUACAUAAGUACGCCAAUAUACACAGAAAGUUGGCUGCGGAGUUUUCUGAGUUACAUGAAAAGGAACGACGAGUAUUUGAACGCGACGAUAAGCACGGAAACAAGUUUCAUAGAGACAUUGAAGGAUGUGUGGCUCUUUCCAAAAAGUACAUUCUCGCUGGACGUGAAAUUCGACAAGUCCGAACAGCACAUAGUUGCGAGUAGAUUUUUAAUUCAAGCUGUGAACAUAAGUGGAACAAAUCAGGAGAAAGAAAUGGUGAAAGAGUUGCGUCGUUUGUGUGCGGAGUCACCGUUGAACGCGACAGUUUUUCAUCCCUAUUUCGUGUUCUUCGACCAAUUCGAGCUCGUCAGGCCAACGAGUAUACAGUGCAUGAUUUUCGGGGCGCUAAUAAUGAUGCUCAUUUCGUUUAUCUUCAUACCAAACGUUUUGUGCAGUUUGUGGGUGGCUUUUUGCAUAGUUUCGAUAGAACUAGGAGUCGCGGGUUACAUGGCACUUUGGGAUGUUAAUUUGGACAGCAUAUCGAUGAUCAAUCUGAUAAUGUGCAUCGGCUUCAGCGUCGACUUCACCGCCCACAUAUGUUACGCAUACAUGAGUUCGAAAGAGAAGCGGCCGGAAGAUCGUGUGAAGGAAUGUCUUUACAGUUUGGGAUUACCAAUCGUGCAGGGUGCAGCUUCGACGAUACUGGGUCUGGUUGCUUUGAUCCUGGCAGGCACUUACAUCUUUUUGGUUUUCUUUAAAAUGGUGUUCCUCGUGAUAUUCAUUGGUGCUCUCCACGGGUUGCUCCUCCUUCCGGUUCUACUAUCAAUAUUCGGUCCCGGAUCUUGUUCGAGUAGUGACGAUAACGAAGAAGAGAAAGAGUCGAAGAAACGCAAGCUGGAAGAUCGAAAAGUUUCGAAACUGCCGGUCCCCUACGUGAUUCCGCACCCAACGCUCCUUUACCAUCAACCCAUCGCAGCCAAAUCUCUUGAAACAAGUCCAGCCAUCAGUUUAGCUGUCCUCGAAGAUAGAGAUCCUGGCCUAGGGACCAGUGAAGAUAGCAAUUCCACCGAGAGUGGAUCUUCCCAAAGCCGAAGGCGUCAACAAAGCCAGGAGAGCAACGAAGAUGCUGUGCAAAAAAGACGAUACGAAGAUUGGCGAAGAUCCGUCGGUAUGCUGCCCAGCAUGUCACAAUUUCAAGCUGGACCAGCACCUCCUCCCGACUACCCUGGUGCUGCGAACCAAGAAACUCCCCAAAACUUUGAUACGAGGGCAUUCAGAUCUGUUCCCUACCCUGGUUACCUUGGCUAUCAAGAAAAUCCCUCCAGGGAUUUCAGACGCAAUCGAUCACAGCAUAACCUACAUCAACCAUCGCCAGCCAGAUAUCUCACUGAUCCUAGGUACCCUUAAAAUCUUAUUUGAAUAUUCUCAAAGUGUCCUUCAAGCCACCCUAAUCCUAAUCUUUCAAACCAAUGAAAAACUCCGCGUCGACUCGAACGUGUUUUCUCUUCCAAUCGUUCGCCGAGUGUUACCGAAGCAAAGCUUUCACAGUUCUCUUAAUCCUGACUGAUUAAGCUCUCAACUCAUCUCGUCCUGGACGAUGACAGAGGACUUGGAACCUCAUUUGUGCAGAGUGCAAAACGAAUGUCAAAUCCUUGGUUCCACGAGUCCUUCAUAUUUUCCGGGGCCCUCCAUGGGUCCACGGCCUCCUCGCAAUCAUCUUGACUUUCCAGGGACCAACCAUUUCCGAUUCCUGUGUUUCCAGGAUCACUCAUCUGCGUUCCUAUGGCUCAGUAAGCCUUCUUUUCCACACGUCCAUUUGUCCCCAUUAACAAAAUUUAUGAUGGCUUUGACAAUGAUGUCGAUACGAUUGCCGUUCAGGAAAAAAUGACUAUCGAAGGACUCGGGGGUUUCUCAGAGUACUUUUCCAUUUUUUUAUGGAAAUUCCGUUGUCAACUCUUUGCGGGGGAUUAAGAUUCAUUGAUUCGUCCAAAUUGCUCCCGAGAGUUCAUUCUUCACCUUUUGAAUUUUUACGGAGAAGAGGUGAUUUUCUCUACGCUUCUCUUUCUAAUUUAUUGAGAUACUCUAAUCUCCUUAUUUUUCGUAGGUAAAGUGGCCGAAUUGGAAAAAUCAUUUCUGGAAACAAAAAUCAUUUGGCACCAUGAAACACCUUGAUAAAUUUCAAUCGAAUCGUUGAAUCUUCAUUCCCAAACGACCCAAUAAUUGAUGAAACGAUAAUCCCAUCGGAAAUUGUUACAAAUAGUGAUACGUACUCGAUGGUUUUUUACGAUGUUCGUAAAAAAUUUCGAACGGAAGCGCGUAGUGUUUCGACGAUCGAUGCUCAAUUAUAAUCAAAACCAAAAUAACUCGAUUGCGGAGGACGGAAAAGCGUCUGAGUUCGCACCUUCGAAUUUUCAAGGAUUCUGCGAAACGCCACGAUUUUUUAAAUUCUUUCCUAUUCUUGUGGGCAUCAAAUGUUGCUCCCCUUAGGAUUACAACGAAGAUAUAAACAAUGGAAGAUUGAGCGAUAAUCGUCUCUACAAUCACAUAUCGAUAGUCGUUAGAAUAAAUUGUUUUUUCUUUUUGCCAAAUUGGAUAACUUUUAUUAGUCCAAUAUCGUUCGAAAUUUCUUGAAUUAUUUUAUCUACUCCGAAUUUUUCUCUGUCUUAUUCACAAUUUUUUCUCAAAUAUCCAAUGCAAUGAGUCGUCAUUUUAAAAUCGAAUUGUCGGCUUUUUCGAAACUGCAACUGUGAUUCAGUAGAAUCACUAUUGAAAUUUGGAUUAUUAUUGAAUUAGAAUCACUAUUGAAAGCACUAUCAAAUUGAUAAUUCAAGUUUCAAAUUAUGAUGUUGAAGUUUGCAACGUUCGAGUCCAACGAAAUGAUGCAAAAAAAGUCUCCAACAGUUUCAGUAAUUCUUCAAUUUUGUUCUUUAGCGAAUUUGUAAUUCGUAGUUUUUCAAUGUGCACCAAUGAUUUUUCGUGAAAUAAAUAAUUGGUGCAUUGCAAAUAUUUAUUUUCGUUAAAUUCGUUGGACUCGAACGUUGCAAACUUCAGCAUCGUCAAAUUUCAAUAGUGAGACAUUUUGGAGCAGAUGAAUGAUUGAACAGAUUUUCGAUUCGAUGAAAAAGCAUCAAGAGAAUCGUCUAGACUGGCCAAGAUUUACUCGUAAGUGAAUGUACCAUAAAAGAAAACAUGAUUUUCUCUUUUAAAAAAAUGUCGGCGAUGAUUUUACUGCACGCAAUAGUGUAGUUGAGUUUUAUACAUGCGACGCUAAAGUUGAUAGACAAUACUUUACAAUCAAGUGUAAGAAUUUCAUGGAGAAUUUUAUUCAAUUUUUCAAAACUUUUGUUCCAUUUUUCCUUGGAAAAUCGUGAGAACAUUGUAUUUAUGAAUGUGAGUGUGUUAUUAUGUGUGAGAGCAAAUCUCACCGGCAUGCAUAAUCGCGCCGGAUGGAUGACGCUGUGCUGCCAUUGGAUUAUUAAUUCAUUAUUUCAAAUACAUUUUAAUGAUGAUCCUCGAAAUAUCGUUGUUUUAUUUCGUAGUCUGCAGUCCAUGCAAUUUUCCCCUCCUCAAUGUAAUUGUUCAAAAAUAUAUUUUCGAUUCUUACAGAUCAAAGUAUUUUUCAGCCUCUAAUCUGCGUAUUUCCAUCCUGAGUUUUCCACACUCUGACAGUUUGAAAUUGCAACCAAAAAUGUUUCAAAUAUUUACUUGAAAACCAAAAAAAAACUAUUUUCCAUCACUUUUCAAUGUCCUACGAAGAGUCCAGUAAAUUACUUCAAAUUUCGACCGAAAAUCCACAGAAACAUUAAACAUUAUUACCUUGAGUGUUAUAUACGUUCUACAAACUCGUACAUGCUCACUGCACUAGAAAAUGUACUGGAAUACACGCUGUGCCAUAUGAAACAAAUGACCAUCUUCCCGCAGUUCUUAAAACUGUUAAGUUCCUUUUUAUUAUAUCGUCCGUUAGAUAGUGAAGUGGUUCUUCGGAAAUAAUCUUUUGCGUUAUCUUGUGGCGCGUUCCAGUAUGCUGGAAACGCGAGGAGGUUUAGCUGCCGAGCGAUCCAUCGAUGCGGUUUGGCCCGUCAGCCAGAAUGACGCUGUUUCAUUUAACGGGAAUAAAUGUUAUUAAGAAAAAACGACGUGGCUUGGACUGGCCCGGUCUAGUGUGCGCCAGCCUUUACAGAGCAUAACGUGGAAGUCGCCGGAAUCAUGCAAUCGUAACUACAGUUUCCUUGGGUGUGUUAGAACUCUGAGUUCCAGAAAAAUCAUGGAAAUCGUAAGCAUAAAACUCAGAUAAGAUAAGAUGAGAGUGAAAAUGGCAGCGAUGAACAUGGUUCAACCAAAUAGACGCAGGUGGUUUCUAUAGCAAUUGACGACGAGCAGCUUUGCGAGCGCUGCCCAAGGGAGGAAUGAAUUUCAGAUCUGCUUCUUACACGGGGAAUCCUCUAUUUAUCCAGGGCUCUCCAAAAAAACAAGUUCAACAGUCUCUCACUUCUACCUUUUUGAAUGUUUCCUUCUUCGAAAAUGUUGCCAUUGGUAAAAGCAGAAAUUUGAUACAGAACUUGAAACUUUCGCAACUGAAGACUUGGUACGUUCAACAACGUUGGAUAAUAAUCCUUGAAAGCUCGAUGCUGCAUUUCGUCUCGCAAAUUUUU
Messenger RNA from Venturia canescens, 7330 nucleotides. RefSeq names its product Patched-related (gene Ptr). The coding region runs from base 948 to 4085 and encodes 1045 amino acids. The record is from RefSeq and is a predicted model, not a curated record. The transcript is spliced from 9 exons. NCBI's taxonomy places the organism in Eukaryota, Metazoa, Arthropoda, Insecta, Hymenoptera, Ichneumonidae. Gene Ontology annotation, cellular component: cytoplasmic vesicle membrane; plasma membrane.